GAGAGAGAGAGAGAGAGAGAGAAUACUUCAGGAGCUGUAGCCUACUUAACGAAAGAAAAUUAUACUAAAGCGAUGAAAUGAGCCUUUUUCAUUGAGUUUACAUACUAGAGCUUCACACCGUCUCACCCGGACGACAGAAAAAAAAGAGAACACCGAGAGAGAGAGAGAGAGAGAGAGAGAGAGAGAGAGAGAAACAUACAAGACUUGGCUGAUGCAUCUCUCCGAGAGCAUCCAUUUCACGGCAGUUUGACGCGGAGGAGACGGUGCGCAUUUCUCUCUGAGAGACGCGGUGCUCUUCUCUCCUCCGAAGUCAGUUUCCUCGAGCGACACUUUUGUCUUCCUGCGUUCAUCGACAAGGACAGUGUUUCGUAACAAGCCCUGUUUACUUGGAGCGCGACCAGGUCGUCUGCAGCUCCAGAAGGCGACAUCGCAUCUCGUUUGUGGAGUGGAACCCGCGAUCCGCAGCUCGAGACGCAAAAACGGAAUAUCCGACGGUUUUCAAGUUUUCCUGGAAGUUGCGCAGUGACAGCAGAUGAUGGGGAUUUGUGGCUAUUUGGCGGUGCCGGGGAAAUGCCUCGUCCUCCUCGGACUUAAAUUGUUAUUCCUUGUACCUGCAGGAGUUCCAGCCAGGAGCGGGGAUUCUGUAUUAAAGGACAACAUCACCGUGAGACAGGGGGACAGCGCCGUCUUAAAAUGCAACGUGGACAGCAAAGUAUCGCGAGUGGCGUGGCUCAAUCGCACCACCAUCCUCUUUGCAGGAAGUGAGAAGUGGUCUCUGGACCCCCGCGUCAUCCUGAUGGAAAACACAGCAGUCACAGAGUACAGCAUCAAGAUCCAAAAUGUUGACGUCCACGACGAAGGGCCCUACGUCUGCUCCAUCCUCACGAACAAGAAGCCAAAGUCCACAAAAGUGCAUCUCAUCGUUCAAGUACCCGCCAGGAUCACUGAAAUAUCGAAGGACGUCACAGUGAAUGAGGGCAGCAACGUCGAUCUCAUGUGCCUGGCGGUGGGUCGACCGGAGGCCAACAUCAUAUGGAAGCAUCAUUCACCAAGAGGCACUCAUAAGUUUGUGACGGAGGGGGAACACCUGGUGCUGACAGACAUCACCAAGGAGCAGUCAGGAUCCUAUGAAUGCAUUGCUUCUAAUGACAUUUCAAACCCUGAUGUCAGGAUGGUUCAAGUCACCGUCAACUAUCCACCCUUUAUUUCUAAUGCGAGGAAUACGGGUGCUCCGGUUGGACAAAAAGGAAUCCUGCAAUGCGAAGCCUCCGCUGUUCCCAGGGCAGAUUUUGAGUGGUACAAAGAAGACCGCAGGCUCUUCAACGGACUAAACGGAGUUAAGAUAGAGAAUCAAGGUAGACAGUCGAUGCUCGUCUUUUUCAACGUCUCAGAGGAAGACUACGGAAACUACACUUGUGUUGCCGUGAACAACAUGGGAAUCACUAACGCCAGCAUAAUCCUUUAUGGUCCUGGUGCGAUGCACGAUGUGAACGGGGCCGCCGUGUUGCCCCGUGCCUCCGUCUGCCUCCUGCUGACCGUGACCUCACUCUACCUGCUGAAGUUCUGAUGUGAAAUGUGACGACCUUCAAGCUUCCCUCAGCGUUGAGCAGCAAGAACAGACUAUUAGUCCUAUAUGAGGAGAAUGGAAAUGUAAGAGUGCCAGUGGCUCACCCUUAGUUUUCUUUCUUUUUCUUUCUGGCUUUGCAUCAGAGUCUGUUCUCUGUUGGCUCGCCAAGAGAGAGAGGCGUCAAUCCGAGCAAGGGAAAAUUCAAAUCAUGCACUAAUUUGAUGAUGGUAGAACUACUGAGUUUGUGACCCCCUAAGCCCCCCCCCAAAAAAAAACCUUUUUGUAUGUGAAAAAGGAAAAAAGAAGAAAAAUACAUAUAACUGUUGAUAGUUGACUGUUUAUUGCCCAAUAUUGAAGUGUACACUCAGAUUAUUAUUAUUGUGUCAUGUCCUGUUCAAUAUCUGUACAAUACCAUUAAGCUUUUUUUAAGUAAACAACAAAAAAAACCAGAAAAAAAGCAACGUGAUUGUUGAAUUUUACUGUAUUUUUACAGUUGUAUGCAAAACAGAGUAACAGAUCCUACAUGACAAACAGUUCAGAGUAAAAAUAGUACACCAUGAUUUCUCAGGCAAAGUCCUACAGCAUAGUGCAUCCACAUUUUGAUUUCCAUCCUAUGGUAGUGUGUGUAGAAAAUGUACAAAUGUGUACAGAUAUUCCUGCACUGUUGUUUUUUUUAAAAGGCAUACACGGCAUCAGAUGGCAUUUUUCAAACACCUAAUUGCGGCGUCAUAGCAGCUUCACGGCAUAUUCACAUCACAGUAGGCUACUGAAAACCUGAACCGAGAAGAGUCAUUCAGAACAAACGUGUUGGUCAGCGUGUCGCUUCGUUCGCUACAGUGACAAAUUGAAGAGUGCAGAUGACGUGCCGAUGACGUCAUUGUAACUCUCAGGUUAGCAGCAUGGCACUGGACUGACUUCUCAGCUAAUUGGGGAACUAAAUUGUAUUUGUAAAAUAAAAUAUUGUAAUCCUCCUGAUGAUAUUUUGGGCUUUUACAGUCUUGUUUUUAAAUUGCAACUAGCAUGAUACACGCUGAUGGAGAGUUAUCGAGUUGACAAAUGUGCAAAAGUAAAAACAUGUUUGAUCUCAGGCUGCCACAGUGGUUCUCAAGGUCCCUUGUGGGCUCCCAGUGGGCUUUUAUGCAAUUGAGGCUUUUUAUUUGGAUCCAACAUAAGUUCAACAUAAGUCAUGAGUUUUUCUUUUCUUUUCUCAUUGACCCUCAACUGGAAAAUGGUACCUAUCAAUAGAUUAUAAUCCUCUUUAAAAUAUCUCUCAAAUACCACUGAAAAUGCAUACAGUCAAAAAAAAGUUCACCGUCAAUGAAUAAGAGUGGAGAGAGCUACUUAAAGGACCAGCCAGUGUCUUUGCAAGUGUUAUCCUGUUAAGUAAAAACACACCAGAGCUUUAGAUUUUUGACUUAAACGUGUUUUUUUUCGCUCAUAUGUGAAUGAUAUUAAAAGUCUCAACAGUGACUUGCAGUGGCGGAAUGUAACUAAGUACAUUUACUCAAGUACUGUACCUAAAUACAACUUGGGGGUGUUUGUUUUUUACUUGACUAUUUCCAUUUUCUGCAACAUAAUAAUUAUCAUCUUCUACAGCUCAGAGGGCUAACCAGUGGGGCACGCUCACAUGCACUAACAUGCACUAAAAGGCACGCGGCCAGUCAGCUAUGUCACAAAGGAAGGAGAAGCUUUGAUAUCAACACACACAGAGGGAGAGACACUUCAUUCUCUGCUCAGGUAGACAUUGCUCUACUACAUCUUUACAUUGCUGCUGUAUAUUAAUGCUCUGAAUAUUGUAAAGAGAACCUUUAAGUAAAAGUCCUGCAUUCAAAACCUUACUCGAGUAAAAGUGUAUAUUAUCGGCAUAAUGCACUUAAAGUUCUACUUAAAGUAUUGAUUGAUCAGUAAAAUAUGAUGAAUAGUAGGCCUACUGGUGCAUUAAAUUAAUGUGUAUGUUGCAUUGGAACUCCUUUAUAUCAUGUUGGCCAGUUUAAUCUACAUCAAUGCAUCAUAUUCUAUAAGAUGAUCAUAUGUUUGUAGCUUUGCUGUCCUGUGAGAACCACGUAUCUCUAAAAAGAAAUGCAGCCUGUUUUUAGCUUUGUGACGAUGCUGAUGCAGCUGAUCCAAGAGACUUUUUAAAGUAGGUUCUCAACACAUAAAUGAACACUUCAUCCUUCAGUUUAUCGCAAACAUUCAACCUCAACACAUCUAGACAUACAUGGUUUUCACUGUACAGGAAGGGGAUGAAAAACUGUCAUCUGAAAAGUAGCUAAAGUAAAGUAUACGGCGGUUACAGCUGAUAACGCCGUCAUGAAACACAGCGUCGACUCGGAAGUGUAGCACCCACCCUCCGGUUCCCCCUCACACUGUCAGCUCUGUCAGCACUGUUGUUAGCACUCAUCCUGCUGUUAGCAAAGUUAGCUGCUAGCCGCCGGCUCAGCCAUGUUGAUAGCUGUGUGGAGGCAAUAGAUAUGCUCGGAAGUCUGCGAAAGCCCCUUUAGAGGUCUGAUUCUGGAGAAAGAGCUCAACACUCAAACAAACCCAUCCUUCAGCUCACACAGAACACAUAGGUACCGGCAUGUGAAGAGAUAUUUGCUGAGUUUGACAAAAAGUCUAUUGAGUUAGAAUCGCAGACUGUACCUUAAAGUAAAGUAAAGAAUCUGAAUACUUUAUUCACCGCCGGUGAAGCAGCAUUUGUUUUAUUUAUUAAACACCACGUAUUUUUAUAUUGUUAAGGUUAAGUUAUCAAUGUGUGGUAACACAAAUGAAAAGCAUGCCUUACGUUGAAUCUUGUGUUGAUUCAACGCAGUAGUAAUGGAUUAGGAUGAGGCCACUUUUUAUUUUUACAUUUACAGCUACAAAGCUGGCACACGUCCAGCCCACAAAGAGGCUAUUUCAUGAACGACGAGUGGAGUCAACUUGAAUGAAGGCGAAUGUCCCGCGUAGCUGCUAUGAAGCUUUUUUUCAGGUGUUAUGUAUGUGUGCUUUUAACCUGGUUUGCCGUGAGGUAAACAGCAGACGCUGAUCUCAAGACGGCAGAAGUGAUUAUUGUGCUCUGUUGUCAGUAGAUGCAUUGUCAAGGGACAUUUUUUAAGUCUGCCUGGGACAGAAAUUUCCAGUGAUGAGAAUAUACCUAAAGCACAAGUGAUUGAUAAUGUGAUGUUCUGCUAUUGUCCAGUUGACUCCUGUGCAUACAUAUGAGUAAGAAGUGUAUUGAAGACAAAACAGGGACGACGUCGAUGUAUGUGGGAAUGCUUUUGUUGUACUCACAUGUUAGGUUCUGUGCUUGUAAUGAUGGUGAACCAGUAGGCUGCAGAUGAUGUCACAGGGACGGGAUAUCACUUUUUAGGGGGUUUGCAAAAAAAACACAGACAGAUGAGAUUCAGACGCUUGCAAAACUAAAGUUCAGGGUUAUUGUAACCCUUUCCAUCCCAGAUAGAUUAACAUUAUAGGUGUUGAUGUCAAUGAGCUUGAAUUCAUUUGUUUAAAAUCCCCAUUAAAAGAGAACUGAUCCUGGAAUUUACUUAAGGUGUAAUUUUGCAUAUGUCACCAUGAAUGAAAAUAUAAUUAGUUUUAUUUCAUUUAUUUUCCCUUUUUUAUGUUUUAAGGGUAUUAGAUUUAUUCUUUUGACAUUAUCUAUAAUCCUCCUGAAUGCAUAAUCCUCUGGGCAUUUUAAAGUUCACUGUAUUCAAAUUCACUUGUCAUUUAUUUUAUUUUAGUUAUUAGCUCUUUUUUGUUGUGUUUUUAAACCGUUGAUCUUAUGAUGUAUGAUCUCACUGACUGCGGCAUUGAUGACCUGUUUGAUUUGUUUUUGACCUGACUGGAGGUUCAGCAUAGGGUAGUCACUAUUGUGGUAUACAGUCAUCGUAUCAUUUGAUUGAGAGAUUGCAAAAAUGUCCAUAAACUGGUUAAAUGUGAAUUCAAAUUUGUUUAGUUUCUGUUUUUUAUUUUGAACUCGGAGUGCCUCAGUUUAAACCUGGCAUCAGAAUGCGUCUCCACAUUUGUCUCCAGUGACCACUUUGAGUCGACCAAAUGAGUUGCUGUAUUUAACAGGUGGGAGGCAGCAAUGCACUUCCCUUGCCUAGUUUGCCUGCAAUUUAGUAUUUGUUGAAAUGUAUAUCUCUAUAGGAUUUACAAAAUGUUCAGCCGGCUUACAUGUCUUGAUAAACAACUGGAGAUUGGAAAAAGUACUCUUAUGACCUAUUUUUCAGUUAUGUCCUUGUUGGGACGCAUUAUUGUUACCACUACAAAAGUCAUGUGAUCAAAUGCAUCCUAGACAACCUCGGCAAGGAUCAAAUCACAAUCUGUCUUGGUUGUCAUUUACCCAUGUAUUUAGACGUGUCAAUUUAUGAUCCGAUUGCCAAAGACACAUGUAAAUACAAGGGGUAAGAAGGGUCAUAGUGACAAAGCCACAGAUAAUCAUCACCAACUCUGUAGUUCCCCUUGGAUCUUUGUUGUGGUUUUAGGGCCUGCAGCUUUACUAUUUUGGCAUUAAGAAGGCUUUGAUAAACCCACUGUAUACAACCUGCUGAGCACCAAACAACAGGGCCAAUAUUUCUUUCAGGAGUUGGUGAAGAGAGUGGAUAUUGGACUUAACAUUUGAGGCCAGAAAAACGACUCCAAAUUAACUCUAACACAUUUAUUAACAAAACAAAAUGUUGACCCAGGUGUGUUUUUAUAGAAAUUGUAAAUAAUAUGAAUAGGUUCAUGUUUAAAGAUGGGAUUAAAAGUGAUAAUAUUUGGGAAAGAGCUGACAGUGAAGUUGUAAAGUGUUACACAGUCUGUGUGAGGCUAUGGGGAAUGAGGUUCCCUUUGGAAUCUAACUGGAACCAUGGAAAGGUGAGGAGCAACUGAUCAGAAGAUCUCAUGGAUUCUGGAUAUAGGGAUUGGCAAGAUUGGGAAUGUAAACUGGUGCUUAAAAUCAAUCAAUAUCAAUAAAAGGGGAAUGUGCGGGGUGUCAUCAGCAUCGUAUUGAUAAGGGAGGUCGCAUUUUCUGAAAACAGACUCCAGUGGAAAUGUACUCUGUAUAGUGCAAGAAAAUGAUGGCCAAAAACGACUCUACGGGUACACUACAAGAGGAAGGAGCAGAAGAUGAUGAUGAAAAAUGAUCAAUCAUGACAGGAACUGAUCUAUGUGUUCAGAUAAGGUAAGGUCUUUCAGAGACCUUACAGGAUUGAGAUGAUCCAUUAGGAAUUGUUCUAUAAAAUCUAUCAUAGUUCAUAGUUAAAAUCUAUCACAGUUCAUAGUUAAAAUCUAUCAUAGCUCAUAGUUUGCGAACAUUAUUGAAAGAAUUGGGAAUUGACAGAUUUGGAAGGAGAGAGAUAACAUGCUAACAUGUGAGUGUUCAAGUCUGCAUCAAGCUACAUUAGCCUAACCAGUCUGAUAUAUUAAAAUCUGCAUUAAAUCUUACCAUAAAAAGCAAA
This is a messenger RNA of Anarrhichthys ocellatus (wolf-eel), 6990 nucleotides long. It is a transcript of the gene opcml, whose product is annotated as opioid binding protein/cell adhesion molecule-like. NCBI's taxonomy places the organism in Eukaryota, Metazoa, Chordata, Actinopteri, Perciformes, Anarhichadidae. The transcript is spliced from 7 exons. The record is from RefSeq and is a predicted model, not a curated record. Bases 533 to 1567 code for a protein of 344 amino acids.